UCCCCGGAGCAGGAGAUGCCCCCGCAGGAGGGGCUCCAAAGCCAGCCCAGGGGGCUGUGAGGAGAAAAGAGCCAGCAUGUGCCGGGAAGGCGGCCGGAGCUUGAGGUGGAGCUGCGAGCUGGUGGUCCCUGAGCAGCCUCCCAGCAGGGAGAAACCCUUCAGAUGCUUGGAAUGUGGGAAGAGCUUCAGCAACAGCACCAACCUCCUCAGGCACCAGCGCAUCCACACUGGUGAACGGCCCUACAAGUGUGGGGAAUGUGGGAAGAGCUUCAGUGACAGCACCCACCUGCUCCGACACCAGGUGAUCCACAGUGGGGAAAAGCCCUACACGUGUGGGAAAUGUGGGAACAGCUUCAGCCAGAAGUCCUGCCUGAUCCGCCACCGGAUCCUCCACACUGGAGAACAACCUUACACGUGUGGGGAAUGUGGGAAGAGCUUCAACCGGAGAUUCAACCUCCGCACCCACCUGGGCCUGCACUCCAGGGAACGGCCCUACAAGUGCUUGGAAUGUGGGAAGAGCUUCAGCCAGA
Messenger RNA from Lepidothrix coronata (blue-crowned manakin), 530 nucleotides. Its product is annotated as gastrula zinc finger protein XlCGF49.1-like. Lineage: Eukaryota; Metazoa; Chordata; Aves; Passeriformes; Pipridae. The transcript has a single exon. The annotation marks the transcript as partial. The record is from RefSeq and is a predicted model, not a curated record.